AUGUUGUCGACACAUCUGGUCGUAGGAUUGAGCGCCUGUCUUGUCGCUGCGCAGUCCAUUCCAUCGCCUCCUGCACCCGAAGCAUUCCAGAUCUUGGAACUCCCUCUGCCACCAGUUGCACCUAGCGCGGAUGAAGGGGCCUGCACAACCAACAUCAAUCCUCAUGGCACCGGCUGCAUUGCCAAGGCAGUAGGCGAGUUCCAAGCUGGCGAUUUCACUCCUGAUGGCGACCAUAUCAUCGCCAGCGUGGAGUUUGUCGGGGCAGCAGCUGGAAGCAUUUACACCGGCGAGCAGCUCAUCCUCAUCAAGACCAACGGCACAAACUUCACCAACGGCGACCCCUGGAAGUGCAUCAGUUGCGGUGUACCUACAGCCAACGCCAUUUCUCUGGACGCCCAACGAGACUAUCCUCAUGUCUUUCGUAGCGGCACCAAGGCUCUCUGGGGUCACAACAUUCUCGACUGCGGGGGUGAGCUCCUUCAAAGCAACACUUGCACCCCUAACAACACCCAUAUUUACCCGAUUCACUGGAACACCGCGGCCGAUGGAUCAGGCAAGGGUGGGAGCCCGCGCGAACUCCGUCUGCAUCCGGACGAUGUGCAUAUGGGCUGGAGCUCGUUCACCAACGACGGCGGACAGUUCGCCUACUUCGGCCGACUUGAGUUCAACGCCGCACCCACUGUCGGCGAACUCCUUGCUCCACGCUACGACCUGGUCGACGUGCACCUCCUCGUCGACCCAACUCGCUUCGAGCCAUACACCGUCAACGGAACCGAACUGACCAUUCAUGAUGACUCCAUCAACGUCGGCGAGCUCCGCGGUUUCAGCGGCAAUGGCGAAGAAAUCACUUACAUCGCCAACCCGCGCGAGUCUACAAACAUCGACCUUUUCGCGGUGCACCUCGAGACGGGCGCUGUCAGAAGACUGACCAGCCACCCAGAGUACGCCGACCCCAUGGCCUUCUCAGCCGACAACGACUGGUUCAUCGCAAUGGACACCCGCGGUUCUAAUCGACAGAUGUGGAUGUCGGGUAUGCGCGGCGUUCCUCCCCUCAUCGACCUCGUCGCCGUGACGGUUGCAUCGUCCACACGCAACAACGGGCCCCGCCGCUUCUUCCAGCCCAUCCUGAUCGACCGCCACGGCGAUCGCGGGGAUUAUUACGGUCAGCAGGUUAACGCUGCAGGCGACGGCAGCAAUGGCGCCAUCAACGAUCCCAACUGGAACGGCAGAGCUGACCCAGCCUUCUCUCUCGACGGCACCAAGAUCGUCUACUGGCAGGCCCUCGUCGUUUCCCCGUCAUGUGGCGGGGAGAACCCCCUGCCCUGCCCCGACUCCACUGCACAGGGCGGACGAGAGUACCGCAUCAUGCUUGCCCACCGCACCGGUCGCGAAGCCACCACGCCUGCGCCGGUGUACAAGGUCCCCGACGAGAUUCCUUGGGCCACCCCUUUCCCACCAGGCUCAACUGUUCCAGCACAGUUCACAGUGCCCCCUGGCAACUACACCCUCAAGGGCAAGGUCUCCGGCGUUGCUGAUGUGAGCAUCACCCCCGACGCGAAUAGCGUGAGCGGCUUGGGCAGCGUGUCGGUCAACUACACGAACUACUCAGAUGACGGCGAUCACAUCUUGAACGGACAUGAGGAUGUGACGGUCAAGAUUCUACUGCCGAAUUUCUGGACCAACCAGGUGGACUGGGUGUCUGACAUUGUCCAGACAGGUGUUGUGAACGGGACUAAGAAGACGGGACCGGGCGGCUUUCAUCUGAUCAUUGACGCGGAGCUCAACGUCUUCAAUGCUAACGGGACUCUGACUACGACUAUUGAUGGUGUGGAAUACAAGCAACCGGCAAAUGGGACAUGA
Molecule: messenger RNA, 1860 nt
Organism: Colletotrichum chrysophilum
Lineage: Eukaryota; Fungi; Ascomycota; Sordariomycetes; Glomerellales; Glomerellaceae
Exons: 1
Coding region: 1-1860 (619 amino acids)
Source: RefSeq, a predicted model, not a curated record